GGUUUUGAUGCAAUGAUGCAGGUGAGACUUUGUAGAGAGAAGACCACUGGUAAUGUUUAUGCAAUGAAAAAGCUUAAAAAAUCUGAAAUGCUUCGGAGGGGCCAGGUGGAGCAUGUGAAAGCUGAAAGAAAUCUUCUUGCGGAGGUUGACAGUGCUUACAUUGUCAAGCUCUACUGCUCUUUCCAAGAUGAAGAGUUUUUGUAUCUUAUCAUGGAGUAUCUUCCUGGUGGAGACAUGAUGACUUUACUUAUGCGUAAGGACACACUGACGGAAGAUGAGGCCAGGUUUUAUGUUGCAGAGACGGUUUUGGCAAUUGAGUCUAUUCACAAACACAACUAUAUUCAUAGGGAUAUAAAGCCAGACAAUUUAUUGUUAGACCGAAAUGGUCAUAUGAAGCUUUCAGAUUUUGGGUUGUGCAAACCUCUUGAUAGCAGUAGUUUUCCAAACCUGAAUGAGCCUGAUUAUGCAACGGGAAGAAAUAUCAAGCCUCCAUUAGAUAGCAAUAAGCAGAUGAGCACCUCCCCUGCACCUAGGCGUACACAGCAGGAACAGUUAUUGCAUUGGCAGAAAAAUAGGCGAUUGUUGGCUUAUUCAACUGUUGGUACCCCUGAUUACAUUGCUCCAGAAGUUUUAUUGAAAAAAGGAUAUGGAAUGGAGUGCGACUGGUGGUCACUUGGAGCAAUUAUGUACGAGAUGCUUGUGGGUUACCCACCAUUCUAUUCUGAAAAUCCAAUGUCAACCUGCAAAAAGAUUGUAAAUUGGAGAAAUUACUUAAAAUUCCCUGACGAGGCAAAGCUUUCACCUGAAGCUAAAGAUCUCAUCUGCAGACUCCUGUGCAAUGUAGAGCAAAGGCUUGGAACCAAAGGGGCCCAUGAAAUAAAGGCACAUCCAUGGUUUAAAGGCAUCCAGUGGGACAAACUGUAUCAGAUGAAAGCUGCUUUCAUACCUGAGGUUAAAGAUGAAUUGGACACUCAGAACUUUGAGAAGUUUGAGGAGAUUGCAGCACCAAUGCAAACUUCAUCAAAGUCUGGCCCAUGGAGAAAGAUGCUCUCGUCCAAAGAUGCGAACUUUGUGGGCUAUACUUACAAAAACUUUGAAAUUGUGAAUGAUCAUCAAGUUCCAGGCGUUGCUGAGUUAAAGAAAAAGAGCAACAAGCUGAAGAGGCCAACCAUCAAAACGUUGUUUGAGUCAGAUACAACAGCUACUCGGAAUCAGCCUGCCCAAGGGAGCUUUCUCAACCUGUUGCCAACACGGUUAGAGGUGUCUGAAAGCCUUGAACAGUCUCCUCAUUCCAGCAUUUCUUCUCCAGAUCAAUCUCAAUCUCGACAUAGAUAGUGAAAAGCGUUUCACCAGCUAACUGUUCAUAGCCAAAUCAAAUUUAAAAGAAAUGAGUUUCCUGUUUUGUUAUACUGUUCAGUAUCUGAGUUUUUGUAACCCUGUUCGUUCCAUAUAUCCUUGUGUUGGACCUUCCAUCCCUCUCCCAUCACUCUGGAGACAGGAAGGUUGAGGUAUCAGUUUGGUUCCCUUGUAAAUUUGCAUUGCUGUUUAAGAAUGGAAUUAGAUUUUUUAAUUCUUGUAAUUUGAAUCUUUUACCAAUGGGAAGAAUGCUUAAAAUUUAAAUCGA
Molecule: messenger RNA, 1624 nt
Organism: Phoenix dactylifera (date palm)
Lineage: Eukaryota; Viridiplantae; Streptophyta; Magnoliopsida; Arecales; Arecaceae
Source: RefSeq, a predicted model, not a curated record